AUGAGUGUGAUAAGAACUGUUAUAGGAGAGACAGUGGAAUCCGGCGCAACGAUUACCAUACUACCAGAAGACGGCAGCACUCUGCAGGCCUUUUUGCUGCGCAUCGAGCGCCGGUACACCCAGAUGGCACUGGAGCCGCGCGAGUGGAGAAGCGCACUUAUUAACCAUUUUGUGGUCCCGGCACUAACGUAUUGGGUAUUGGAUGUAUCUUCGGAGAACUAUCGACCUAAGCGACUGGGCGACGGUGCAGCGCAGGCUUUUGGAGCGGUUCGACAAAACAAUGUCGCAGAGUCAAUUGUCAACGGAGUUGGCAAAAGGCUACCGACAGACCUCCAUCUUCUAAUAACCAAUAACGGGCAGGUGAAGUAUCCCUCUUGGGAACAAGCGGCGACCGCAGCAACACGGCUCUACGAGCCCAAGCACAGUGUGCUGGAACUCCGAGCAAGGACCAGUCGAGCCAUUAGGGCUGCUAUCCAAGCUAAUGGACCCCGUGGGCGCCAGGAAAUUGAAAAUCACCCUGGGGGAACCCACACGAACUGCUUUGAGUGUCAGGGUCGCGGACAUCCGGCACGUGUCUGCCCCAGAAAGGGAGAACGCACCAAACUUCCGGCAGAAAUAUGCAAGAAGUGUGGUGGUGUGGGUCGCUAUGCUUGGGACUGUCCUACGUACGAACGAGGCCGGACGGAGCCGGAGGACAAGAGGAUUAGGGGGUCCAUCCGUCCUAGGGCUGAGAAAACGGAACAAUUAAACAGGGGGGCCUAG
Molecule: messenger RNA, 762 nt
Organism: Eimeria necatrix
Lineage: Eukaryota; Apicomplexa; Conoidasida; Eucoccidiorida; Eimeriidae
Exons: 2
Coding region: 1-762 (253 amino acids)
Molecular function (GO): zinc ion binding; nucleic acid binding
Source: RefSeq, a predicted model, not a curated record